This is a messenger RNA of Panicum hallii, 1861 nucleotides long. RefSeq names its product protein NRT1/ PTR FAMILY 5.10-like. Bases 1 to 1575 code for a protein of 524 amino acids. The transcript has 5 exons. Gene Ontology annotation, biological process: transmembrane transport. Gene Ontology annotation, molecular function: transmembrane transporter activity. Lineage: Eukaryota; Viridiplantae; Streptophyta; Magnoliopsida; Poales; Poaceae. The record is from RefSeq and is a predicted model, not a curated record. Gene Ontology annotation, cellular component: membrane.
AUGGAGUCCGGCCAGCUCCUUCGCCGACCCGCGCCGUCCGCCGGCUCCGAACCAAGCGUCCGGGGCGGCUGGCGCGCGGCGUUCUACCUCGUCGUGGUCGCGUUCUUGGAGCGCCUCGGAUUCUACGGCGUGCAGGGCAACCUGAUCAUGUACCUGACCGGGCCGCUCGGCAUGCCCACGGCGGCCGCGGCCGCCGGCGUGAACGCGUGGGCCGGCACCGUGCAGGUGCUGCCGCUUGUCGGCGCGCUCGCCGCCGACACGCGCCUCGGGCGGUACCGCGCGGUCCUGGCCGCCGGCGUGCUCUAUCUGCUGAGCUUGGGGAUGCCGACGGCCUCAUCCGCGCUGCAAGCAGCGCUGCCUCACUCCGCGAGCUCGCCGCCGUCGACGUCUCCUGCGCACCUCACCUUCAUCUACGUCGCGCUCUACCUGCUGGCGCUGGCGCAGGGCUUCCACAGGCCGUGCGCGGAAGCCCUCGGCGGGGACCAGUUCGCGCUGAGGGACGGCGGUGACCCCGGCUCGCCCGCCGCGUCACGGAGCUCCUACUUCAACUGGUUCCACUUCUCCAUCUCGUGGGGCUACGCCACGUCCACGACAGUGCUGAGCUACGUCGAGGACAACGCCGGCUGGACCGCCGGGUUCGGCGCGUGCUGGGCCAUGAUGGUGCUCAGCCUUGCCGUCUUCUUGCUCGGCGCACGGGCGUAUCGUGCUGAGGAACCCGUCGACGCCAGCCGAUUCGUCGAGACCGCGCGAGCAUGGGCCGCGAGGUUCUUCCGCCGCAAGGAUGCCACUAGCACCGAACGACUUCUAGAUCGACAACCCGAGGAGGUUAAAGGAGUCAUCGUGAAGCUGCUCCCAAUAUGGUGUGGUGCCAUGGUCUACGCGGCCGUCACUUCGCAGGUCUACACUCUGUUCACCAAGCAGGGCAGCACGCUGGACCGGCGCCUCGGCACGGGGCUCGUCGUGCCACCCGCGGCGCUCCAGUGCCUGAUCAGCUUCACCUUCAUCACCAUGCUCCCGGUAUAUGACCGCAUCCUCAUUCCGCUAGCUAAGAAAUACUCAAAGAACACUUGUUGUAUCACGACAUUGCAACGAAUUGGAAUUGGGUUGGUUAUUUCUGUGAUCCCGAUGAUUGUUGCAGCCCUUGUGGAGAUGAGAAGGCUCAGGAUAGCAAGAGACUAUGGCCUAGUGGACAAACCUGAGGUCACAAUCCCUAUGAGUGUCUGGUGGGUUGUCCCUCAGUUCAUUCUGUCUGGCUUGGCGGAUGUGUUCACAAUUGUGGGCUUGCAAGAAUUCUUCUAUGAUCAAGUACCAGAUGGUUUGCGCAGUUUGGGCCUUGCUUUAUACUUGAGCAUAUUUGGAAUCAGGAGCUUCAUCAAUAGCUUUCUUGUGUAUGCAAUCGACAAGGUGACCAGUAGGGAAGGAGACAGUUGGUUCUCUAACAAUCUAAACCGAGGGCAUCUUGACUACUUCUAUUGGCUUUUGGCUGUGCUCAAUGUUUUCGGUUUGGCUGCAUACCUGUACUUUUCACGAGUGUACGCCCACAAGAAAAAAGGGCAGGGGCUUUUAGUACAGUGAUUGUCUACCAACACCCAUUAGGGAUAAAAUAUGCCAGAGCAACGCAUGUGGACAGUGGAUACCUCUCGGUCGUCAUGGCAGGUUUUUGUGGAAUUUCUGCAAAGGCUCAGGCUGGAAGAUGGUUUGCAGCUUAUCUAUCAUUGGAGAAUACAGAUGUCGUACAGUAUCAUUAACACAGAUGUUGUACUUAUUCUUUUCCCUGUGUAAUCUCAGUUUUGAACUGAAUUUUGAUAUGCUAAAGCUACAUGAUAGAAUGACUGGUUGCGAAAUGCCAGCUUUCUCCGAA